Molecule: messenger RNA, 300 nt
Organism: Peniophora sp. CBMAI 1063
Lineage: Eukaryota; Fungi; Basidiomycota; Agaricomycetes; Russulales; Peniophoraceae
Source: the annotation of a GenBank genome assembly
AUGGCCGAAGUCGCACCCGCCGCCAGUGCCGUCGAGAUCAACGACGCGCUCUUCUGCCAGCACUUCAAGGAGGUUUGCGAGGAGUGCGACGUCGACAACAGGGAGGAGAACGACGCGUUCUUCGGGCUCGACAACAAGCCGCGCGAUGGCAUCGAGGCCCCAGCUGCUUCGCAGACUAAGGAUGGAAUCUGGCAGUGCAAGAAGCACGGAUCAACCACUUGCAACCAGUGCUACGGCUGGAAGAAGCAGAUCACUCGUCUCCAAGUAGCCGCGAAGAAAGCAGGGAAGAAAGGCAACUAA